This is a messenger RNA of Vicia faba (fava bean), 291 nucleotides long. The record is from the annotation of a GenBank genome assembly. Lineage: Eukaryota; Viridiplantae; Streptophyta; Magnoliopsida; Fabales; Fabaceae.
AUGAACAUAGAUGAUGCGGUUAGAGAAGACACUAAUCUUUUCAUCAUUGACGAAGUUGGUAAGAUGGAGUUAUACAGUUCGUCAUUCUUCCAUGCAGUUCUAAAAGUUUUGGAGUCAAAUAUCCCAAUUUUGGCUUCCAUUCUAGUUCCAAAAUUUGGCCGAGAUAUACCUGCAGUUGCAACAUUGAGGAAUCAUGCAGGAGCAACUUUGUUUACAUUGAGUGUUAGUAACAGAGACGCUGUUCGAGAACAGAUACACUCACUUCUGGAAGAUCUGUUGAUAAAACACUAG